Messenger RNA from Solanum pennellii, 1964 nucleotides. RefSeq names its product siroheme synthase. Lineage: Eukaryota; Viridiplantae; Streptophyta; Magnoliopsida; Solanales; Solanaceae. Gene Ontology annotation, molecular function: uroporphyrin-III C-methyltransferase activity. The record is from RefSeq and is a predicted model, not a curated record. Gene Ontology annotation, biological process: siroheme biosynthetic process. The transcript is spliced from 5 exons. Bases 301 to 1431 code for a protein of 376 amino acids.
CUCUUAUCCACCCCCCUCGCGCCGCCUCCUUCCAAAGGUCAAGAUAUCCUACUUGGGGCUUUAAGGGGCCUCAAGUUGGCUCAUUUCUUGAUUUGUUUUUGAUGCUCGUCUCUUUCAGACCAUCAAAAGCUACUGAAAAUUGCCUUCUCAUGACCCUUUGAAGUUCAUAAAUUAGAGGUCCCUUUUUGACACACAUAUAUUAUUCCCUCUGAAAUCUACUCUACAUUUUAGAGAAAAAAAGUUUACACCUUUAACUCUCACUGGGGUGUGUGUCCCUCAUCUUCUUGAAAAGAAAAGGGUAUGGCUCUUGUGAGUAGAAUUCCUUCAAUUUCAUCUUCUUCUGGAGCAACCCAAUUGACAAAAAUCAAAUCUUUUUGUGUUAAUCCUGUUUGUUGUAUUAACUAUGCAUCAUCUUCUUCUUCUUCCCCUUUUACUGAGAAGCAUUCAAUUGAGAGAUACCAAAGGGAUAGUUGGAUAUACAAGAAUGAAUUGGAGCAACAAUCUAGUUCUUGCCCAAUUUUACCUGAUCCUAGCUACGUGAGGGACUAUGACAUAGCUUUGCAGCUGCCUGAACUGAAGAAAAUGCUUCAGGUUUUGAGGGAGAAGAGAGAAGGGGAAGGAGGGUGUGAUAGAAAAGGGCCUGGGAAUGUGUUCUUGGUGGGUACUGGACCAGGUGAUCCUGAGUUGUUGACUGUUAAGGCUUUGAGAGUUAUUCAGAAUGCUGAUCUUUUGUUGUAUGAUAGAUUGGUUUCUAAUGAAGUCUUGGAUUUGGUUGGUCCUGAUGCUAGGCUUCUCUAUGUUGGUAAAACUGCUGGUUAUCAUAGCAGAACUCAGGAAGAAAUUCAUGAGUUGCUUCUGAGUUUUGCUGAAGCUGGGGCCAAUGUUGUGAGACUAAAAGGAGGUGACCCACUGGUAUUUGGACGAGGAGGAGAAGAGAUGGAUUUUCUUCAACAAAAGGGAAUUCAAGUUAAAGUUAUUCCAGGUAUUACUGCAGCAUCUGGGAUAUCGGCGGAGUUGGGAAUUCCAUUAACCCAUCGGGGUGUCGCAAAUAGUGUUAGAUUUCUCACUGGUCACUCAAGAAAAGGAGGAACAGACCCACUUUUUGUUGCAGAGAAUGCGGCUGACCCCGACUCUACAUUAGUUGUUUAUAUGGGCUUGUCAACGCUUCCUUCCCUGGCCUCAAAGCUCAUACAUCAUGGGUUGCCAACUGAUACACCAGCUGUUGCCAUUGAGCGAGGAACAACACCUCAACAACGCAUGGUGUUUGCAGAACUGAAGAAUCUUGCUGAUGAUAUUGUAUCUCACCAGCUAGAGUCGCCAACUUUGAUUAUCAUUGGGAAGGUGGUAGCUCUUUCACCAUUAUGGCCACACUCCACUGAAGAGUCUCCUAUCUUGGUUGAGACCAAAUCUUCAAUCAACACAUUGCAAUAGGCCAGCCUCACUGAAUGGGAUGAUCAUUUGUGAUGCCAAAACCUCAUCUCUUUCCUGCAGCCAAGCUGGACACUGCUGCAUGCUAAAUGAUGUGUAACUAUAUCAAUUCUCUUUCAGAUUGUGCAGUGAAGUCUAGUACAAUAAAGGUGAUUUCAUUUCGUGAUGCUAUGGCGAUGCGUAGAGGAGAAUCUUCAGCCAGCAUGGACUCAACGGGGCGUAUCUUUACUCUCAUUCCAGUAACUUGACAACUCUGGCUCUAUUUUCAAGAGCCAACAAGUGAACUAAGAUUUUGACAGUGUCCGAUUCUUUAAGAAAAUACUAAUACAUAAGCAUUUAUCAAGAGGCGCGAUAUGUUUUAUCGAAUAAUUGAUAAUUUUGUAAAAUGAGUUGGAAGGAUAUUAUGUUGAUGGUCUUCUUGGUGGUGUAUUUUUAUAUAUAAUUUGCCUAUUUCUAUUUUAGUUUGGUGCCAUCAUUGUCAUUGAUUGCUGAGCAAAGACUGCCUUUGUUAUGAGGUGUUUCAGUUGAUUUCUUUA